AUGGAUAGCACAUUCGUUCGCCCAAUAGUGAUAGAUGAAAAUGUGACACUGGAUAUCCAUCAAGAAUUGGAAACUGACGUUGGAGGUGUGGUUUGGGACAGUGCUUUGGUAGCUGCUCAUUAUUUUAUUAAACACAAAACGAAGUACAGUGGAAAGAAGGUACUUGAACUGGGUUCUGGAACAGGUAUUUGUGGUCUCACAUUAGCUGCUCUGGCAGCUGAUGUAAUCAUUACUGAUUUACCUCCACGUCUACCGUUGCUUGAGAAGAAUUUCGAAGCCAACCGUUCCAAUUGUAUUGGUUCAGUGACAAUCCAAGCUCUCGAUUGGUCUGAUCCUGGUGCAGUUCCCGACGUAGAUGUUUUAUCUUUUUCUGGGAGUAUGUAUCGAGAUCCGGCAACAUCCUCGAACUACGACCAGAUCAAAGUAAUACACUAUUCCCUUGAUUGGAAAGUGGACUUUGUGGAGAAGAAGAUCACCGGAUCGAUACUAAUGACGCUAAAAGCCUCAACGCACGUUGAUAAAGUUAUCCUCGAUGGCAACAACUUGUCGAUCUCUUCGAUAAAGAUGAAUGGCCAGGACCUCAAAUACAACAUUGAGAAGGGAACUCCAAUUGGAGACAAAAUAAUAAUCCAUACUACCUCGCUGUCAGAAGGACAGGAAGUGAAAAUCGAAAUCAAAUAUUGUACCGCUAAGGAAGCAACGGCUCUUCAGUUCUUAGAUAAAGAACUCACGGCUGAUAAGAAGGGGCCUUAUUUAUUCUCGCAAUGUCAAGCAAUUCACGCCCGCUCUGUCAUGCCGUGUAUGGACACACCAUCAGUGAAAUCAGUCUACGAUGCACACGUUAAAGUUCCAUCUGGUUUGAUAUGUCUCAUGAGCGCUAUCGGCAAAGAAGUCAAGGUGGACGGUGACGCAACGACGUACACCUUCAGUCAACCUGUUGCAAUUCCAUCUUAUUUACUAGCAAUUGUUGUUGGGCAUAUGGAACGUAGGGAGAUCAGCUCGAGAUGUGCAGUCUGGUGCGAACCCUCUAUCGUUGUCUCUGCAAAGUGGGAGUUCGAAAGCACAGAGAAAAUUCUUCAAGUAGCGGAGCAAAUAGCGGGACCGUAUCGAUGGGGAAGGUACGACCUCGUCGUGCUGCCACCGACUUUCCCCUUUGGUGGAAUGGAGAAUCCAUGUUUGACAUUUGUUACGCCAACUUUAUUGUCUGGAGAUAGGUCUCUUGUUAAUGUUGUAGCACAUGAAAUAGCUCAUAGUUGGACUGGUAAUCUCGUAACUAAUGCCAGUUGGGAACAUUUUUGGUUAAACGAAGGAUUUACAGUGUUUCUGGAGAGGAAAAUCCAUGGCAGACUGCAAGGUGAGCCUGAGAGGCAAUUUGAAAGUGAAUGCGGAUAUGACGAAGCUCUCACAGUUGCAGUGAAGACAUUUGGCGAUUCUCAUGAAUUUACAAAACUCAUUCAGGAUCAGCGUGGUAUUGACCCUGAUGACGCUUUUAGCUCAGUGCCCUAUGAGAAGGGUUCUGCUUUUCUCUUCACUAUCGAGCAACUCUUGGGUGAACCAGAACGAUUCGAACAAUUUCUUCGAAAAUACAUUGAAAAAUAUGCGUAUCAAAGCAUCACAACUGACGUUUGGAAGAAAGAGCUGUAUUCAUUCUUCGCCGACAAGAAAGCUGUUCUCGAUACAAUUCCCUGGCAGAAAUGGCUCCUUGAGCCAGGGAUGCCACCGAAGCCCAAAUAUGACUCUCGAUUAAUGGAAGCUUGUCGCAGCUUGGCUGCUGAAUGGACUUCAGCACCAGACGGUGCCCCACCGGCCGAAUCAUCUGCAUUCGAGAAAAUGUCACCAACUCAAAAAGUUGCUACUCUGGACAAAAUUCGUCUGAGCGGCAGAUUCACAGCAGCAAAAAUGCCGGCGUUGACGUCGAGCUUCAAGUUGGAUGAGGCAAAGAAUUGUGAACUGAAAUUCAGCUGGUUGAUGCUAGGUCUCGACACACAAUGGUCACCGAUUAUCCCAAAGGCUCUGGCCUUUGUGCUAAGUGUAGGGCGAAUGAAGUUCUGCAAACCGAUCUACAGGUCGUUGUUCAAUUGGCCAGCCGCUCGUGCCUCCGCUGUUCAGCAGUUUGAAAAUAACAGGAAGAACAUGCAUCCGAUCACGGCUGGUAUUAUUGCUAAAUUGUUAACUUAA
This is a messenger RNA of Necator americanus (New World hookworm), 2178 nucleotides long. RefSeq lists its product as uncharacterized. The transcript is spliced from 16 exons. Lineage: Eukaryota; Metazoa; Nematoda; Chromadorea; Rhabditida; Ancylostomatidae. Bases 1 to 2178 code for a protein of 725 amino acids. Gene Ontology annotation, cellular component: cytoplasm; cytosol. The record is from RefSeq and is a predicted model, not a curated record. Gene Ontology annotation, biological process: peptidyl-lysine methylation; proteolysis; peptide catabolic process. Gene Ontology annotation, molecular function: aminopeptidase activity; metallopeptidase activity; epoxide hydrolase activity.